UUGUUAUGAACGUUACCACCAUGGAACGACGAUAUUUUAAUUAUUAUAAUUCCGUAAAUUGGAAAGAACCAGAAAGCUUCACAUGUUCACAUGAGUACAUAAAUGAAACAAUAGAAAAGUCAUAUCUUAAACCUUCUGCUAGCUUUGGAAUCGGACAACACAAAAUCCCUUACAAGUAUAUUUUAUACGGUGGAAAAAAUCACACUUGUUAUGUUGUCAUGAACGUGAACGAAAGACAACGUUAUCAAGGCUCAGUGACGUGCUUUGGUGAAAAAAUAACAAACGCUAGCUGUCCUAACAAUCAAUACAUGGUCAUAAAAAAGGCAGAAUAUCGUGGAUUGAAUGAAGGAAAUGUUUGUGGCUCAAGUUACAAUUACAGUUGUAGCUUCGAUGUUACAUGCCAUUUAAAAAGACGCUGUGAUGGUCAACGGGUGUGUAAUAUAAGUGUCGAUGAUAAUCUCUUCCCUUCCAAUAUUUGUGUUGGCCUGAACAAGUAUCUUUACUUUGAAUAUCAAUGUAACGACACCAUGACGUCAUUGGAUGAUAUCUGCUACGAUAACAGCGCCAUAUUGAAGUUGAACGUACCAGGUUGUCUUCAAGGAGUUAAUAAAUGGGGAACUGGUUAUCGUCUUGAUAUGUUAUAUAUCCACAAUGAUGCGCGCAACAUUAAUGAAGCUGCUUGUGUCAACAACAAUGCUGUAAAACAAACCUCUUGGGGAGGUCUACAAAUGCGGUACUACAGAGCUGGAAAUCAAUUUCAAUGUUUAAGACCUCGUACUUCUAAAGAACUACAAGACAAUCAAGGAGUUCAUCCUUAUUUGAAAAUGGCUAGUUGUAAGUCUGCACCAAAAAAUCAAUUUCAUUUCGGUCAUAUCUGUGCCAGGCCGUUGUUAAACGACACAAAAAAAUUCCCUGACUCAUUGUUUUCUGCUUCAAAGGCAAUAAAUUUGCACAAUGCCGCCAAUGCUAGAAUAUCCAGUGGCAGAUCGUGGUGUGCUCCUACUGCUGAUGGAAAUCACUAUCUUCAAAUAAGAUUUGAAAAACUUUAUGCUAUUAACUCCGUUGCAAUUUUUGGAGACACAACAACCUUAAUUUGGGUGACAAAAUAUCACAUUAACACCACUUCUGAUUUAAUAAACUGGGAGUCAGUAUCUAAUCAGAAUUCACAAAAAGUUUUCAAAGGAAACAAAAACGGUUACAAAGACGCUGCUAUAUCAAACAUCAAAGGACGUACAAGGACGAGAGCUUUACGACUUAUUCCAGUGACCUACAAAAAUCGACCCUGCAUAAGGGUAGAACUUUGCGGUGGAGAAUUGCUUCCGAGCAGCCCAACAGGUCUCAACAUCACUUACAGCGCGUCAAGAUACGUUAUAAUAUCGUGGAUGGAUCCCCAAAACAUUGCAGUGACUCCCGGCGCAGAUGUUGUAAAUCCUUUGAUAAAGUUUAGGUUCAUAUUGAAGAAGCAAAGGAAGGUCAUUUUAAACAAAACUGAGCCAUCUAACGUUGCUAAGCCUUACAUGUUGAGCAAUCUUAUUCCUAACACAAUGUACACAGUAGUUGUAACUGCUGGAAAUUCUGAAGGUUUUGGAGAUGCAGCGAAUGUUUCUUUUAAGACGAAAGAAGAUGUUCCUGAAGGGCCUCCUCUAAAUAUAACAAUCUCUGUCAUCAGCUCUUUUAUCAGUCACGUGGAGCCACCUGAUAAAAGCAAGAGAAACGGGAGAAUUGUCAAUUACACUGUUUGUAUACCACCUAGUGAGAGCUUCAAAUGUUCAGAAACCUUUACUACCGAAUACCAAAGCUUUAUCAUAAAUGAGUUGAAACCAGCGACGACGUACUAUGUGUGGGUUUUGGCAAGUACAAAAAUUGGUUUUGGAAAUUACAGUGAAAAGCAAAUGGCCAUAACAAACGGACUGCCUCCGAAAGCAACGGUCAACUCGUCGGAAAAAACUUUGACAUUUUCUUUAGAAAUUCCUACGGUUAAAUAUGAGUACUUAUUCGUGAUUGCCAUGCAAGGUGACAGACAGAAUCUUCCAUCGCCUUUUACAUUAAAUGUUGAAGACUUAGAAACAUAUUCGACUCCUUCACCACCAAACCUUUACGUUGCUGCGGUACUUAAGCCAAGUGGUGGUGGUAUUUUCGUGUUUAUACUUGGUGAUGGCUCAAAUUCAAGUAUUUCGGGAACACGAGGUCGUCGUUCUCUCGAAAGAGUUUAUUAUAACGCUCCUCUAAAACCCAAUACUACUUAUCGAAUUUUCCAGCGUGUGGUGAUAAAUGAUCAGGGUGAUUAUUAUUCCACUGAAUGGAGUCCUUCAGUAAGAACAACUUCAGAGCUAUUUCCCCUUCCAGGUGAUUCGAUAUGGAAAAAUCUGAACACUGCUUCUUUUCAAUCGUGUGGUGAUAGUGCAUGCAAUAUUGAAGGGCAUGUGUCUUUCUCUCUGUUUUUUUCUCUCUUAGGCGAUAGUAAAGAUGAUGAUAACAAUGAUAACAACGUAACUGCAAUUGCUGCAGCUUCUGCAGCUGCUGUUGUUUUCGCUAUCGUCUUUGUGGUCCUAAUAAUUCUUUGGAGAAGAAGACGUGCUGUUGUUAAAGAGCCUAAAUUGCAUUUGCAAUCAGAACAUGAGGAUAGGAAUGGACAAGAGCUGUCCGUUAGAAACGACGCGUUCAUCGUUAAUGACAAUGCGGAUCCUGUUGUACGACCAAAUGAAGAAAAUAUUUAUGUAAACAAGUCAAUUUCCGAAGAAGAAAUGUAUGGAAACAAAGAAACUAUCGAGACCCAUAAUCGGUUACCAAUUCCACUCGUAAAUUUUACUGAGCACGUAAAAAAACUGAGAAGAAAAAACAUGGAGGAAUUGAGGCUCGAAUUUGAGGACUUACCAAAUGGUCAGAAAUGCAACUGGGUUAUUGCCAAAAGUCCUAUGAAUUCUGCCAAAAAUCGAUAUGGAAACGCAGUCAAGUACGACCAUUCUCGUGUGAUACUCUCAUGUGAUGAAAAAUCUGACUAUAUCAACGCUUCUUUUGUCGACGGGAAAUGUGAGAAGUACUACAUUGCGACCCAAGGUCCCAAACCUAAAACUGUGAACGAUUUCUGGAGGAUGAUUUUUGAACAAAAGUGUCCAACAAUUGUAAUGUUGACGACUUUGAAAGAAAUGGGAAAAGUGAAAUGUAAAAAAUAUUGGCCAGAUGAAUCUAACGUAUACGGUGAAAUUACAGUGACCAUCACUGAGACAAAAACAUUCGCUGAUUAUGUCACUCGCAUUAUGGUUGUUGAAAAGAACGGCGAACAUCAUGAAGUCGAGCAGUUUCACUACAAAUCAUGGCCAGACUAUGGAGUACCUCGUUAUCCAACACAACUCUUGACAUUCAGGAACCAUUUCAAGCUAUCGCACAAGACGAAAUCCGGUCCUGUCGUCGUUCACUGUAGUGCUGGUGUUGGUCGUACUGGAGUAUUUAUUGCCUUAGAUAAGAUCCUUGAUAAUCUUGAUGAUGAAUAUGAAACAAACAUUGAUGUAUUUGGUUUUGUGGAAGAGAUGAGAUCGCGGCGCAUAAACAUGGUUUAGACAGCGGAUCAAUACAUGUUCAUUCAUGACGCCAUUAUCGAUCACAUCCAAUGUGGAGCGAAUGAAGUUGCUGCUGUUCAUAUCAAGAUCGAGAUUGCACAGCUCUCUAAGAAAAGUAGGAACGGAAAAACUGGAUUUGAAGAAAAAUUUGAGCGUUUACAAUCAAUCACACCAGAACAUCCUGAAGAACUUUGUGAAGCAGCACUUUCGGAUGAGAACAAGAAGAAAAAUCGUUAUCCUAAAAUAUAUCCAA
This is a messenger RNA of Xenia sp. Carnegie-2017, 3810 nucleotides long. RefSeq names its product receptor-type tyrosine-protein phosphatase T-like. Gene Ontology annotation, biological process: protein dephosphorylation. NCBI's taxonomy places the organism in Eukaryota, Metazoa, Cnidaria, Anthozoa, Malacalcyonacea, Xeniidae. Gene Ontology annotation, molecular function: carbohydrate binding; protein binding; protein tyrosine phosphatase activity. Bases 6 to 3557 code for a protein of 1183 amino acids. The record is from RefSeq and is a predicted model, not a curated record. The transcript is spliced from 22 exons.